AUGGCAUCUCCAAAUAGUGAAGAAAGGAGUGAUGGGAAAUGGAGAAGUUAUGUGAAGAAGGGGAGGAAUAAGAUAAUAGAAAUUGGAAAAGAAGUAAAGAGAAUUGGAGAAGAUGAUCCUAGAAAAAUUGCUCACUCUCUAAAAGUAGGAUUAGCUCUCACAUUAGUCUCAAUGUUCUACUAUUUUAAUCCACUUUAUGAUGGUUUCGGUGUUAAUGCAAUGUGGGCUGUUCUUACUGUCGUCGUCGUCUUUGAAUUUUCCGUUGGUGCAACUCUGGGAAAAUGUAUAAAUAGAAUGGUAGCAACAUUUAUAGGCAGCACUCUUGGAAUUGGAGCUCAUCGCAUCGCAACCUUUUCUGGUCGUACAGGAGAACCCAUUUUGAUUGCUACAUUUGUCUUUAUAGCAGCUGCCAUAAUGACGUAUACAAGGUUUAUACCAACAUUAAAGGCUCGGUACGACUAUGGGCUAACAAUAUUCAUAUUAACAUUUUGUUUGGUAUCGGUUUCGGGUUAUAGAGACAAUCAAGUUCUAAAAAUGGCUCACAUGAGGGUUUCAACAAUCAUUAUUGGUAGUUGUACUUCUAUUAUUAUUUCCAUUCUUAUUUACCCUGUUUGGAUUGGAGGGGAUCUUCACAAUCUCAUUUUUGCCAAUAUUGAAAAGCUUGGAUUGUUUUUGGAAGAAUUUGGGAGAGAGUACUUUAAAGCAGUUAAAGAUGAUGGACAUGCUAAAAAUGAAAGCUCAGUCCUUCAAAGCUAUAAAAGUGUUCUUUUCUCGAAGAGCAAUGAAGAAACUAUGGCCAAUCUAGCCAUGUGGGAACCGGCUCAUGGUCAUUUUAAAUUUUUUCAUCCUUGGAAACAAUAUUUGAAAAUUGGGAGUUUAACCAGAGAAUGCGCCUACAAAAUUGAAGCUCUUAACAACAUACUUCACUCUCAUAUCCAAUCCGACGCAGAGAUUCGAGACAUAUUUGCGGAGUCAUGCACAAAAGUUUGCAUGGAAUGUGGGAAAGCAUUGAAGGAAAUAGCAUGUGUGACAAAGAAAAUGAGAAGAUCAAACGCAGCAGCUCACCAUAUGUUAAAUUCAAAGGCGGCUACGGAUAAUAUCAAAUCACUUCUCAAAACAAGUCAAUUUAAUGGGGCAAAUCUGAUGGAAAUUGCAUCAAUAGUUGCAGUUUCAAUGCUUUUGUUGGAUAUUGUGGGAAAUAUUGAAGACAUUAUUGAGUCAAUUACUGAGUUGGCAGCUAUGGCUCGUUUCAAGAUCAUGGAUCCUACUGUAUCGCCAGAGCAACCAUGUUUGCUUCAUCGAGGAGCAGUGCAGCCUAUGUCAAACAGUGUUGAUGGUAAAUCUCACGUUAUUUCUACUGGGGAAUAA
Mercurialis annua (annual mercury) is the source of this 1368-nucleotide messenger RNA. RefSeq names its product aluminum-activated malate transporter 2-like. The record is from RefSeq and is a predicted model, not a curated record. The transcript has 6 exons. The coding region runs from base 1 to 1368 and encodes 455 amino acids. Gene Ontology annotation, cellular component: plant-type vacuole membrane. Lineage: Eukaryota; Viridiplantae; Streptophyta; Magnoliopsida; Malpighiales; Euphorbiaceae. Gene Ontology annotation, biological process: malate transport.